AUGUCGUGGCCGGGCGGAGCCGAGCCGUUCCCCGACUCAUCGGCCCAGGGCGACCGCCCAACCGAUCUUGCCUCUCUCGGCAGGUUCAGCAGAACGGGCCAUCUGUUGGGCUUUAGUCGCAAUCAGGUCGAGCAGACGCUGAAGCUGCUCAGCGGGCCGUUUGAAGAUCUCCCGCAGGUGCCGCCCUUCGCGCCGUUGUUCGGCUACACGACAACAUGGCACAAGAUGAUGGUCGCUCAGAUGAUCCUUGAGAUAGCUGGCCACGCAAACCGCCUGCCGACUCCGGAAGAAGCCGAUGCCAUCGCGUACUACCGCUCCAAGUUCUGUUCGAGGGCCGCCUGGGCGCCCCCGGCCGUGCUCCUCACCACCGCCUAUUUCUUCAACCGCGGCCGCCCGACCUUCCGCUUCCCCUUCUACACCCCGAAGCCGGCUUCCUUCAACCCGUCGUACUUCCCGUCCGCGUCCAGACCGUUUCUCAGGGGGGUCUCAGCCGUGCGCUUUUGGCACGUCCUGCGCUUCGGUGCUUAUGGACUCAUCUGUCAGAUCCUCGUGAAGCCCGUCGUGGUGUCAUAUGCCAACGCCACCUCCCUGGUGGGCAUGCUGCGCGACGAUCGGCUCAAGUUAUUGCGCCAGAACCCCCACCGAAAUCAGGAGCACCAGCACCCGGUUGCUACCCAGCCACCCAACGAGAGUGGGGAACAAUGGCAGCAGCAGCUGGGGAACCUGCAGCAACAACCAGCGGAACAGCAACCGACCUGGAAACAAACAUCUCAGGAGCCUCAGGAGCCUCAGGGCGGUCUGCAGGACGACGAGUCGUUCCUCUUUGACGAUGCUUCGCCCGUGGCACCCUCGCAAUGGCAGCAGCCUCAGCGCGCGUCUGCCUCUUCCCCGCCGCCGCCCGGUUCUGCGUGGGACAGAAUCAGGCAGCGCGCGAAGUCGGAGGAGGGUACAGCAUGGAACCAGGGAGAUCAGCAAAACGGCGAUUCGCAAACCCGGUCAAGGACAGAGCAGUACACAUAUUCGCCGGACGAGCGGGAGAAGGCGUCCUUAACAACCACCGCGGUGUCCAAAACCGGCAAAACAGCCCUCGUCAUCACCUCCUUUCCCUCCGUUCCCCUUACAACGACCUUCACCCGACCUAGCUCGGACUGUGGCGCCCUGUAUAGCCCGCGAAGCCCGCCCCUCUAUGUCAUCGAUAACGAACCCUCCUGCCUCCCGGCCGGAUUCUCCACCUCGAACUCUGCUUUCUUCUACUCCCCCGGCAUCGCCUGCCCGUCCGGCUACUGGACAGCAUGCCACGACACGACGGGCGUGUCGACCAUCACCACCGUCACCUGCUGCCCGACCUACGGUGACAUCUCUUUGUCAUGCGUGCCCGACCCGUUGUCGCUCAGCGAAGUCUGGGAGACGCUCUUCUGCACUUGGAUCGCCCCGCAAUCGACGGGGACAGUGGUCACCGUAACCAAGUCGGUCGAUGGUCGCACGUCGACCGUCACGGAACCCGUCACCUGGCCCGGCGGCAUCAAUGCUUAUGGCGUGCGCAUGGUCCACCAGUCCACCGACCGCAAAACCCCGUCUACCACAGCAACCUCUGCCUCGAACGACUCCCCAAAGACACUUAGCACCUCUACGACCAGCGCUUCCUUAGACCCCUCCUCCUCCAAUAGCUCCACACCGGGCAACACAGACUUCCCAACAGGCGCCAAAGCCGCGAUCGGCGUGGUAGUCCCCCUCGUGGUCCUCGGUGCCCUCCUCGCCGCUCUGCUCUUCUGGCGACGCAAGAGGAAGCAGCAACAACAGGGUCAACCACUAUCCCCACCACUCGACCAUCAUCACCAGCAACAACCACAGCAGUACUACGACCACCAUGGCUCCCCACCGCCAGCGGGCGCCGAACACUACCCGCUCGGGGACCAGCUCCCCAAACCGCCUGGAGGAGGUAAUGGAUACUACUACUACGGCAACAUCCCACCACAACCGCCGCCUCAAGAGAUGCCGGGAGCUUGGGAGAAUGCGACGGAGCUGCCUAACACGAGGAUGGCGGCCGAACUACCGGGCAAUGCCAGGUGGGCUGGGAGGUAA
Parathielavia appendiculata is the source of this 2082-nucleotide messenger RNA. RefSeq lists its product as uncharacterized. The record is from RefSeq and is a predicted model, not a curated record. NCBI's taxonomy places the organism in Eukaryota, Fungi, Ascomycota, Sordariomycetes, Sordariales, Chaetomiaceae. The coding region runs from base 1 to 2082 and encodes 693 amino acids. The transcript has 3 exons.